Saccostrea echinata is the source of this 3315-nucleotide messenger RNA. Its product is annotated as probable serine/threonine-protein kinase yakA. The record is from RefSeq and is a predicted model, not a curated record. The coding region runs from base 50 to 3100 and encodes 1016 amino acids. NCBI's taxonomy places the organism in Eukaryota, Metazoa, Mollusca, Bivalvia, Ostreida, Ostreidae. Gene Ontology annotation, molecular function: ATP binding; protein serine/threonine kinase activity. Gene Ontology annotation, biological process: peptidyl-serine phosphorylation; peptidyl-threonine phosphorylation. The transcript is spliced from 12 exons.
CAGAUUUUAUGACAAAUGUCGAGUAUUAUCUCUGUGAUAGGAUAUAGGAAUGAAAAAUGGAACUGUUGAAAUGAGUUCUAAAUUCCAUUCUAAAAAUAUACGACACUCUGACAAGCUGGUACAUCUAAAUCCACCACAGAUCCAUUUUUCUGCUUAUGUCACUGGAGGACUGAAGAAACUCUUCACCAAGAUUAACUCCCAUGAUGCAUCAGUUCUUCCUUUAUAUGAGUAUGGGCGGUUUACAGAUAUCCAUGGACACUUUGUUCCAGAGAAAAACACAUUGUUGGCAUCUCGCUACAGAGUUCUGAGUAAAGUGUCUUCAAGGACUCGUGGACAAUCCUCUGUGCAGAUCUUUGCAAAGGAUGAGUUUAACUCCGACUCCCUGGUGGUGAUCAAGAUACUGCACAAAAGCUGGGGACACCUUGCCUAUCAGGAGAUCCACUUCCUGUGGUCCCUCAAAGUGGCUGACCCCUACAAGGCCUCUAGAGUUGUCCAGUUGCUGAAUUUUUUUGAGCUGGAUGAUCACUUCUGCCUAGUUUUUGAGCCCCUCAUACCUGAGCCGUUGACUCGAAUAUUCCAAGGAUUUCACAAAGACCAGUUGAUACCCAGCAUAAAGAAAGUGACUUUGAGACUUUUAACCACCCUAGGGUUUCUACAACAGCAGAAUGUUAUUCAUGCAGACCUCAAACCAGAAAAUAUUUUGCUGAAAUCAGACUCCGAUGUGAGCUCUGUGACAGUAAUUGAUUUCGGGAAUGCCAUCCACAACAAUUUUAAGGAAGUUGCCUUGUACUUCAAAGACUUUGAACUACAAACUUUGUUAUAUAGGGCCCCAGAGGUUUUGUUUGGGAUUCCCUUUGGUACAGAGAUUGAUCUUUGGUCUUUAGGAUGUAUUCUGGCAGAACUGUAUUCUGGAGCACCAUUAUUCCCAGGCACCUCCAAAAUCCCAAUCAUCAAAGAGAUGACGAGACUCUUGGGCCCUUUCCCCAGAGAUGUCUUUCAAAAAGGCAAAUUUUAUGAUGACCUAAAGGGAUACACUAAUGUCUGUGAGCAAAAAAAUGCCUCUGAUGUGCUGUUUAAGAAACUCGGGUGUCAGGACUAUUUGUUCAGAGACUUCCUCUCCGGUCUUCUGAGAUAUAAUCCAGCUGAUAGACUUGCACCGUUGAAGGCUGCGCAGCAUCCAUUCCUAGCCUCAGAACUACCUAUAGCAUUCCUUCUGCCCUCCACUCAAACUCUCCCAGUUAUAAACUCCUGUCCAAGGAAAGGACCUCUGCUGGACUCGGACCCCUUAGAGAUUGAUCAGCUGAAACCAAACUUACUGCAGAAAGUCCAGAUCAUCAAGCCUCUGGAAAAUGAAGACUUUAAAACAGAGGAGAUCAAAAUGGGCUCCUCAUUUAGACCAAAUCUCCAAAAGAGUGUCUCCCCAAGGGGAAGCAAGAGAUACCAUUCUCUUCCAGAUGUUGAUAGAAAAUCAAAUACUGACUUGAAAGUUCAGAGACAUGUAAAAAUGUCACCUUUCCAUUUUUUAAGUGAAAAAAAAUCUAGUCCAAAGGUUUCUCCAAAAGGACAUGCAUCUCAAACUCACCAAAAACAUUCCAUCUUAGAUAAAUACUGUAAAAGUUCAGAAAAGACAAAACGGGGACAUAGCAAGUCGCUGGAUGAAGUGGAGCAAAUUUCCAAAGAUGUUACUCAAUGGGAUGAGGAAAGCUCCAGUAGUAAUGACAGGCGAUUAAAAUCACUGAUGCAAGAGAUUUAUGAAGUUCAAGCAAUGGUUGAAAAAGAUCUGGAUCAGAGAUCUAGGGGAAGCACUGAUAGUUUAGAGUUGAAAAGGAGGAGGAUUUCUGAUUCUCAGAUAUCAACACAAAAAAAACCUGGAUUUCCAUCUUCUAGAAUUGAGAAAGAAAGAGUUGAUACUGACAUAAACACUGAGAUUGACAACAAGGAGUGCUCCCUACCAAGAAAUUGUAGAAAGGCAGAAGAUGACCAUUGUUCAUCACAGUCUAGUUUAAGUAAAAGUUCUUGGCCAUAUGAAAUGUGUGACAGUGUUGCUUCUAGGAAAUUACAGUCCAGAACUCGCUCAUGUGGUGCAGUGGAGCAAAAUAUGGAGGUCUGCUUCAGAAAAUCUAAUGUGUGUAGUAACAGCAGAAGGUUCCAGAUAGGAGCUUCACCUAGUCUGUCUGGACUUGGUAGAAUACAGUCCAGCAAAAUAACAUCAACUUCCUUAAAUUCAUCAACAGAUCAGUCUGGGAUGCAACAUUUGCCAUCUGAGACACUUAACAUGAGAAAUUUACAACAGGCUUGGGAAGAAAAGGGAAUGGAUGUAACAGAAAAGGAAAGGUUUGGAAAAAGUCAAUCUAAAGUCCACUCAAAAGGAGGCAUGAAACAAAGGGACAUCAUUCCCAAUCCACAGAAUGAGGUUAGCAAUUCUGAGGAACAGGAGAGGGAUUGGGAGAUGUGUAGUCAUCAAGAACACCUGACUGAGGGAAAUGAUGUACCAGGAAUAAGUUCUCCAGGAUACAGAAGGAUCAAAGCUGAUAAUAAGAGCAGAGACUGGAGUGAUUUCUAUCAAGUUAAAGAUAGAGUUAAAGCAAAUCACCCUGAGAAUCUUGCAAAAAGUAAAAGGAGUUGGUCAACUUCCUUUGAAACCAAUGUCAACAUAGAUAGAGGUGAGAGGAAUGUACAUACAUGUGCCGCAUCACCAACGAAAAAGUUACAAAGUGUUGGCAGUAAAGCUGUUCCCAGAAAAAGACUAAUGUUCUCAAAUGCUCUCCACAUGAAAAAGAAAAAAAGAAGUGAAAGUACAAAAGGUGCCCGACAAGAGGGAUAUUUUGUUAGUGAGCCAUCAUUACAAAGGAAGGAGGUUAUAAGGACUGGUUUAAAGGAUCCAUUUCAUUUCUCAGAUACAAAACUAUCACAUGGUUUGAAGAAUGGAAGACCCAGUGUUGUCAAGGAUUUGGAAACCUUUGAAUGUGACUUACCAGGUACUAGUAACGUACCGUGGGAACAUGAAGAAGACAUGUUAAGACACACAAAUAAUCAGGAGAGUUUUAGCAUGACCAAGCCAAAGAAGUUAAACAAAAGACCAAAAUUUUCACUGGAUUAAUAAAUGCAGUUCAUGACCAAAUGUGAAUUCACUAAUAUUUUAGUGUGCAACUCAGGAACAAAUGUAAUUUCACUAUUAACUCGGAGUCACUGAUCAUCUAUUGUCUAUUUUUUCCUCUAUAUAACUUAAGACUUCACAUAUUACCUGGAUGUUAAGAAUUCAUUAUGUUUAUAUUUAAUCAUGUUUCAAAUUAUAAUAGUAAAUGAUAUAACUUU